Messenger RNA from Amphimedon queenslandica, 3069 nucleotides. Its product is annotated as long-chain-fatty-acid--CoA ligase ACSBG2-like. Lineage: Eukaryota; Metazoa; Porifera; Demospongiae; Haplosclerida; Niphatidae. The transcript has 17 exons. Bases 64 to 2355 code for a protein of 763 amino acids. The record is from RefSeq and is a predicted model, not a curated record. Gene Ontology annotation, molecular function: long-chain fatty acid-CoA ligase activity. Gene Ontology annotation, cellular component: endoplasmic reticulum; membrane.
UGUGUGUAGUCAAAGCUGCUGCUGCUGCUGCUGCUGCUGCUGAGGUUUCCUGUCAAUAGUUGAAUGGCUGUAGCCUCUCAGCUCUCCCUUGACCUACACUCCUCCAAUGGCGGGAGGAAAGAGCCAGACCUUAACUCGCCAUCUUUUCCUUCUCCUGUUAAUCCUAACGGAGAGAGCAGCAGCGCUGUCUCUACUCCACCUCAGCUAAGGACACUCUCAGUCUCAUCUUCAGGUAGCUCAGGACCCAGCCUUACUUCAGAGGAAUUCAAACUGCUGCAUUCAAGAGAGGGUCUUUCAUUAGACCUGGGGUCAGAGGCGGGUAAUGUUGCUGAUAUAUUUGGAUCAUUAUCUCUUGAUACUGAUGGACUGAUCUUUGACGAGACAAACGUCAGGCAGAAAAAUCAAUCAGAUGUCCCUGCUGUCAGUAGUACCUUUUGGUCAUGUGACCCGAGUGUGGGUGUUACCAUACAGCUAGGUACUGAAGGAGCAGCUGCUGAGAAGCCCAUCACUAUAAUAGACAUGUUCCAUCGUACAGUCACUGAGAAUGGAGGGAGCGUUGCCUUAGCUUACAAGAGAGCAGGACAAUGGAAGGAGAUUAACUACACCCAAUACUAUGAGAUGAGUCUUACCAUUGCUAAAGCAUUUAUUAAACUUGGUCUUGAACCUUAUCAUGGUGUCUGUAUCUUAGGUUCCAACUCUCCAGAGUGGCACAUUGCUAACAUGGCUACUAUCAUGUCAGGUGGGUUACCAGUUGGAUUAUACCUAACCAAUACUCCUGAGGCGUGUUGCUUCAUAGCUGACAGCUGCAAGGCUAAUAUCAUUGUACUGGAGAAUGACGCUCACUUGCAAAAAAUACUACAAAUACGCCCCAGGUUGACCCACCUAAAGGCUAUAGUCUACUAUGGUAAGAUUUGCUCACCAAAAGAGGAAGGAAUGUACGAGUGGAAAGACCUAAAGAAGAUGGCAGCCGGAGAAGAAAGGAUAGGAGUUGAGAGAAGGUUUGGACUAUUAGCACCUGAGAAAUGUGCCUCAUUGAUUUAUACUUCUGGUACCACUGGUUGUGCUAAAGGAGUGAUGCUCUCUCAUGAUAAUAUCACCUGGAUGUGCUCCAGGAUACUCAAAGAGACUAAAGCCAAGAGAGGAGAGGAAAGGGUCAUCAGUUACCUUCCUCUCAGUCAUGUUGCUACUCAGCUCCUCGAUAUCUACUUCCCUCUGGCCAUUGGUGCCUCAGUCUGGUUUGCACAACCUGACGCACUCAAGGGUUCUCUCCUCCAAACUUUGCGUGAAGUUCAUCCAACGAUAUUUCUCGGAGUACCCAGGGUUUGGGAGAAGAUAUCGGAGAGUAUGCAGCUGGUGGCUAGGAACACAACCGGACUGAAGGCCAAGAUAUCACAAUGGGCCAAAGGGGUGGGGCUUAAGGGGAACCUCCAAAAACAACUCGGGGGUUCCGGUACACCUUUUGGCUGGUCCCUUGCGAAUCUAAUAUUUUUCAAAAAGGUUCGUAGAGGGCUGGGUCUGGACCAGUGUCAUUUCCCUAUGACUGGAUCAGCUCCAAUCUCCCAAGAUACCCUCUCCUACUUCAUGAGUGUCAAUAUCCCUCUUCAUGAGUUAUACGGGAUGAGUGAGACCACGGGCCCAACCACUGUCACCACUCAGGAUGAUAUCAGGUUCCAAUCUAGUGGGCGGAGCUUGGACGGGGUCCGGCUACGUAUUAAUAAUCCUGAUGAUGCUGGAAAUGGAGAAGUGCUAAUUCAAGGGCGUCAUUUGUUCAUGGGUUACAUUGGAGAGCCAAAGGCGACCAGUGACACACUGACAGAGGACGGCUGGUUGAAGUCCGGAGACAUUGGAUACAUUAAUCAUGAAGGAUUUCUUUACAUUACUGGCAGAGCUAAAGAGUUGCUGGUGUUAGCAACUGGUGAGAACAUUGCCCCAGUUCCAAUUGAGUCUGCACUGAAGGAGCAGCUGCCAAUAGUCAGUAAUGCAGUGAUAGUGGGGGACCAGAAGAGCUACAUAUCCUGUCUCAUCACACUAAAAGUUGAGUUUGAUGAUGUGACUGGCUAUGCUACUGAUCGGCUCAACCCCACUGCCCUGGCUAUAUGCCAGUCUUGUGGCAGCCAGUCAAAGACUGUGAGGGAUAUACUGGAUGAACCCAGCGACCACAGAGUACUCAAGAUGAUACAAAACGGAAUUGAUAGAGUUAAUAGAGGAGCUGCUUGUAAGAAGCAUAAGAUUGUCAAGUGGUCAAUUUUGGAUCGUGACUUCUCAAUUCAGUCUGGAGAACUAACUCACACCAUGAAGCUAAAGAGAAGAUUCAUCACCAUUAAAUACAGUGACAUUAUUGAGUCCUUCUAUUAGUUCAAGGGUAUACUGUGUAGAUGGGAUUAUUACUGUAUAAUAGUUUAUAUGAAUAAUAUAUAGUUUAUUAUGUUUGGAUCUAUAUUGAUUAUUAUUAGUAUAUUAUAUGAUGGAUGGAUGUGAUCAGCUAGUUUUUUAUCAAAAUCAUCAAAAAAUGCAACAAAAUGAUUAAUCGAUAACAUGAGCCCGUGAUUAAAUAAACCAUUGUUCGUUGUGGUUAUAUAAUGGUGGUAGUCAACAGUUUGUUAGUCUUUGCCAGUUGCUAUGAGGUAAUAGAUUACAAAAAUAGCAGCUGUGGUCUGGAAUACAUUGUGUCCAGCUGCAAUCAGAUAGAGUACAAAAGGUUUCCGACUGUAGACGAAAUGAGGGAAUAUAACACAGGAAAGAAUGAUGGAGAUAAUAACACUACAGGCAGCUGGAAAGAAUACACCCUCCCCUGUAGACUGGGCCAGUAAGGGAUAGAGUGUAUUAAUGACAUAUGUUAGUACUAUAUUCUGUAUUAUUGUUACUAUCAUUGUCAUGUAGAGUGGAAAGUUCCCUGCUUCUUUGAAUAACUUUGUAUCACCGAAUCUGAUACCUGGGAAGGUGUUCCUCCACCAGGUUCUACCGAAGAGGAGCUCAGAGUGCCACAGGAACCCCACCAUCAUGCUGGCUAGAGUGGAGACAAAGGUUUGAAGAAGAAAUGUAAGUCCUUCCAUUUUGAUCUCAAGGAAA